AUGCGGAUGCUGCUGCCCUCCACGCUGGCUGAGCGGCUGCUCACUGCUUUCAGAAAGCCUCUGCUCUGCUCCCUUUGGAGGAGCCUGGCCCCACUGCUGUAUUGGCUGAGGGCUGCCUUCUGGUGGCCAGAUACAGAGAAGGGACAGCAGCAGGUCAGAGAGGAACCUGAGGAGAGCCAGGAGGAAGAGGACAGCAGUCUGCCCAUCACCCCCACGAGUGUCAAUUACCACUUCACCCGCCAGUGCAACUACAGGUGCGGAUUCUGCUUCCACACGGCCAAGACGUCCUUCGUGCUGCCCCUGGAGGAGGCCAAGAGAGGGCUGCUUCUGCUCAAGGAAGCUGGCAUGGAGAAGAUCAACUUCUCUGGCGGAGAGCCCUUCCUUCAGGACCGCGGCCAGUACCUGGGCCAGCUGGUGAGGUUCUGCAAGCAGGAGCUCCUCCUGCCCAGUGUGAGCAUCGUGAGCAACGGCAGCCUCAUCCGGGAGAAGUGGUUCAGGGACUACGGUGAAUACUUGGACAUUCUCGCCAUCUCCUGUGACAGUUUUGACGAGGAAGUCAAUGUCCUUAUUGGACGUGGUCAAGGAAAGAAGAACCAUGUGGAAAAUCUUCAAAAACUGAGGAAGUGGUGCCAGGACUACAGAGUGGCUUUCAAGAUCAAUUCUGUCAUCAAUCGCUUCAACGUGGACGAGGACAUGAAUGAGCAGAUCAAAGCACUGAACCCUGUCCGCUGGAAAGUGUUCCAGUGCCUCCUGAUUGAGGGCGAGAACUCUGGAGAAGAUGCUCUGAGAGAAGCACAGAGAUUUGUCAUCAGUGACGAAGAGUUUGAAGAAUUCUUAGAGCGCCACAGAGGAGUGUCCUGCUUGGUGCCCGAGUCUAACCAGAAGAUGAAAGACUCCUACCUUAUUCUGGAUGAAUAUAUGCGCUUUCUGAACUGCAGAAAUGGCCGGAAGGAUCCUUCCAUGUCUAUCCUGGACGUUGGAGUGGAAGAAGCUAUAAAAUUCAGUGGGUUUGAUGAGCGUAUGUUUCUAAAGCGAGGAGGAAAAUAUGUCUGGAGCAAGGCUGAUCUGAAACUGGACUGGUAAAGCUGGAAGCAGAGCAAGGUCCCAGCCGUGGUCUGCAGAGCCAACGCAAGGGUCUCUCUUGGUGGCCGGAAACCUGCACAUCAUGUGUAAUUGCCUGUGGGCACUAAGCAUAUAAAUCACCUGCCUAACUACAGUCCAUACUUUAGUUAGUUGGCUUAGUGCCUUAUUGUUAUUGUUUUUGAGUUUAAUUUUUCUUAAAAAGGAGGAGUACAGAGGAAUGGAAAAAAAAAAAAAAAAAAAAAAAAAAGCCUAGCUAAGCUACCUGUGAGCAAGAGCUCAAUAAUCCAGGUCAAAGAUGCAUUUGUGAGAAAUAAGCCCCAAGGAUACCUGUGGGGCAAGAGUUACAGGGGGUUUGAUAUUUUAAGCAAAUUUUCUGUGACUGUUAGCAGUGUUUCCAUUUCAAGCUAUUUUUCCAGUUUUGUUUUUGGUUUUAUUUCUGUCUUUUUUAUUUGUUUGUUUGACAGUCAGUUCCUUCCUGCUAAACAUCAACUGAGAUGUCAGUUUUCACCUUGGAAACAUUAUCAAACACUGCCUCCAAUUAUUUCUGCUUACUGUGCCUUCCUUCCUCUUCUGUCUUUAUAACACUGGAAUCUUGAACUUUUAUAUAGAAUUAAAGAAAUAGUCAACAGACACUUCAAAGAACAUUAAAGAGGACUCAUCUAUCUCCAAGGAGUCCCUAGGAGUUGGCACCAGAAGGCAUGGGGACCUCUAGAUGCUGAUGCUAUCUGUGCGCCACAGAUUCUUCUUCAAAGAUCCUUGGCAAAGCCAGGGGACUCCAUGCUCCCUGAUGUGGAACAAGAGCAGUACUUCGAUUGCUACGACCACCUCAUUUUUAGGCCACAGGAGUGUCAAGCAAAAACAUGACUUCAUUUGAGCAGAUGUUUGUCUUCACAGUUCUGAAAAGUGAUAGUGUGAACUGUUCCAUAAAAGCCCAUUGAGCACACUUGGAGUUUAUGCAGGUGAAGCCACAGCACUUUAUAGUGUUUCUCAAUUAAUUCACUCAGUAGAAACAAGAUACAAUCUAGGUCACUAUGAGAGGGAACCAUUCCUUUCUUUUCUAGUUCAAAGAGGGAAGCACAGGAAAGAAUGUCGCUUGAUCAAAAAUUUCUUCUUGCAUAAAUGUAGCAUGUAUUUUAAUUAUGUAACUUAGCUAGUAUCUCAUUACCUAGAAUAGAAUAAUUUCCUAUCAUGGUUUCCAGCAAGCAAAAUCAUAGAAAAAUGUUUGCAAAUUUAAUUAGGAUGCAAUUCCAGAAGACCCCACUAGGAGGCACUUUAGUGUCUCAUUUCAUUAAGGAGCUUGUAGAAAUUCCUGUUUUAUAAUCUAUUUUCAGGACUUGGGUAAUAUUUUUUUUUCUUUUUUGUGUAUCCUCUUUUCUUUUUUUCCUUUUUGUAGCACUGGGAUUGGAAUCCAGGGCCUUUUACAGGAAUUGGUGAUUUUGAAAAGUGAUUUUGUGACUUUUUUCUCAAAACAUGUACUCCCAUUUCAAUGUUUAAGUCACUGUAAUUCAUCUGAAACAUGUGUGUCCCAUCCAAAAUUAGAUAAGUUGUUGGUAUUUUAUACUUUCCAUCCUUUUUCAAGAGAAAAAUGAAUCAGGAGGCACUUUCCCCAGGGUUCUUGAUGGUACCUGAAUUCCAUGGCUCAGGUGUAAUCUGCAGGAACGUAAGACAGAUUUUCCGUCCCAUGAGCCUGCUUCGGCCCCGUGGGAGAAGGCCCAGGAUGUCUCUGAUGCGCAGCCAGGGCUCGGCCAACUGAUCUGAGGGCAGGUCUGAGGGAAGCCCCAAUCUUCUAAGUGGUGGAUUAGAUUUAUUUCUAUUUGAGGGAAACCAAUUCUCUUUCCUUUAAGGAAAAUAUAACACAAAACAAGAGAUGAAUUGGAGAUAUAAACUGUUUUAAGUACAUUUUCCAGCUGUCUGAUCUGCUAUUAACCCUCUCAUUCACUGUCAGGAUUUCUAAAGCUUUGAUGUUUAAAAUAUUCAAGUGUCCCUUUUUCUUAAGAGGAAGAAAUGGAAAUUUUAGUAUUGCAAUAAUAUCAAGCUCACAUUACACAGUGUCUUGUUUUAUUUUUUUCUGUUUUAAAUGUGUUAGUUUUGUAAAACAUGGUGCUUUUUAUUGAGAAAAUAAAGCAGAGUCUAGCUAUACAUCUUACAGCAAGUGUAAGGGCAAAUGUUUUGAGGCACUUUCAGUUACUGCUUAAGUUCAGGGUUUGUCUGGUUUAUAGGCACUAACCAUCUCUAUUACUAGGUGAUACAUCACAGGGCAGUUACCU
Molecule: messenger RNA, 3350 nt
Organism: Sciurus carolinensis (gray squirrel)
Lineage: Eukaryota; Metazoa; Chordata; Mammalia; Rodentia; Sciuridae
Gene: Rsad2
Product: radical S-adenosyl methionine domain containing 2
Exons: 6
Coding region: 1-1083 (360 amino acids)
Biological process (GO): defense response to virus; positive regulation of immune response
Cellular component (GO): endoplasmic reticulum membrane; endoplasmic reticulum; mitochondrion
Molecular function (GO): catalytic activity; 4 iron, 4 sulfur cluster binding
Source: RefSeq, a predicted model, not a curated record